AGUCACAGUCAUAUGCAACAUCACACCUCAAAUACCUCAGCCAGCUGUGAAGUGAAAGCAGAAAAAAAUCCCUCUGAACAAAGCUUUCUAAAGAAGCACUACAAGUAUGAAGAGACAGAGGGGAAAGCACUUGAGCCCUUGCAGUAUGGCAAGCUGUUUCACCAGACCGGAUGCUGGAGUUCAAGCCGGCUGGGAUCAUCCCUGGGAUUCAGCUUUUUGACUAACGGAGGGAAGCAGACAGUUGCUGUCAAGAGGUGCAGGCAGGUACCUCAUCUUCUUCAGACAGAAUUAAUCUGCGAGGCCCAUGCUGGGGCAUGUUCCUCAGCAGGACCCGUUGGAUAUGAAGAAACACCCUUUCACAGUGUCCUCUUUUCUUUGAUAGAGAAUGUAUCACUAAGGGAACACCAGUUCUGGAGAAGAUUUCGGUCAGCAGCGGACUCUGACACGAUGAAUUUUAGAGUGCGGGCUCGCUGCCAGCGCAGGCUCUCUCUGCGUGCAGCUCCAGCAAGUCUGAAUCCUGUUCGUUCGUUCUUGCCUGAGCCCUGGCAUAGCUCGAUGCUCAUCCGUUUUCGGGGUGCACCAAGCAAUAGAAUGUCAGCUAGUACAGGGCACCAGCUGUUCCAGAAAUCUGGAAAUCCUCGUGUUUGUGACCCCGAGCUGUCCAACUGGCAGUUCUAUCCAGAUCUGCGAUUUCUGAAAGCACCGGGUUCCCGUCUCCAAGGCAGCAUACACGCAGGGCUGAGUUCAGACCAACAGACCUUAGAAGCCCUGGGUACUGCGUAA
Messenger RNA from Struthio camelus australis, 783 nucleotides. The record is from RefSeq and is a predicted model, not a curated record. Lineage: Eukaryota; Metazoa; Chordata; Aves; Struthioniformes; Struthionidae.